This is a messenger RNA of Aspergillus lentulus, 1794 nucleotides long. RefSeq lists its product as uncharacterized. The record is from RefSeq and is a predicted model, not a curated record. Gene Ontology annotation, molecular function: zinc ion binding. Lineage: Eukaryota; Fungi; Ascomycota; Eurotiomycetes; Eurotiales; Aspergillaceae.
AUGCGUCUCUUCAACGCAACAACCCACCAACUAACCGACUUCCUCAGCGAUGUUCCCCCCUACGCCAUCCUCUCCCACCGCUGGCAAGACGAGGAAGUCAUCUUCCAGGAUAUCGUUUCUGGGGCUGCACGCACCAAAAAAGGCUACGAGAAAAUCACACAAUGCUGCGAGCAGGCCCUCCGCGAUAACCUGGGGUAUAUUUGGGUCGACACCUUCUGCAUCGACAAGACCAGUAGUGCUGAGUUGUCUGAGGCGCUGAACUCGAUGUAUGAGUGGUAUCAGAAUGCGGAGGUGUGCUAUGCUUAUUUGUGUGAUGUCGCUGAGGAUACUGUUGAAGUAACGUCCGGAACAAGCAAGGGCGGAGGGUUCAGUGGGAGUGUAUGGUUCACGCGCGGCUGGACGCUGCAAGAACUCCUUGCGCCUGCGCGGGUGGAAUUCUUCAAUGCGGACUGGCACCCCAUAGGCUCCAAGUCUGAGCUGAAGAGCAUCAUCGCUGGUAUCACCGGAAUCCAAGAGGAGGUGCUGGAUGGGACCCUCCGACCACAAGAGCUGAGCAUCGCGCAGCGCAUGUCCUGGGCUGCGGAGCGGGUGACCACCAAAGUAGAGGAUAUGGCGUAUAGCCUGCUGGGCUUGUUCGAGAUCAACAUGCCGAUGUUGUACGGGGAGGGGAAGCGGGCGUUUAUCCGGCUGCAGGAGGAGAUUAUGAGGCAGUCGGAUGACCAAACGCUGUUUGCGUGGAAGAGUUUGAGCGCAGACAAUACCUACCGCGGGCUGCUGGCGCAGUCGCCGGCGGACUUUAAAGAGAGCGGCGCGUUUGUUCAGGCGGAGCAGAGGUUCAAUCGGAGUCCGUUCGCGGUGACUAAUAUGGGGAUUAGUAUUGAGCUGGCUGUUGGGCACUGGACUAUGGACGUGUACCUCGCGGCGCUGGACUGCGAGAUGCAGGGCAAGAAGAAACGAGUGGGGAUCUUCCUCUCUCCGUUGCCGGAGGACAAUCAAUAUGCGAGGGUAAUGUGCGCUGGGGAGGAUCUGCCGACGUUUCCUGCAGACUUGAAGUCCGAAUAUCGCAAGGUGUACGUGAGACAGAGAAUCGCAGGGACACGAAGGCCCCCGGAGCGCAUGUAUGGGUUCUGGCUCCGGCAGUUUCCCCCCGUUUGGAAGGGCCCUCACUCCCAAUUCGAGGUGACGGCGUACCAUCCCUGGGACGAAAAUGAGCGCAAGCUCUGCAUUCCUCCGGGGAAGCGGGGCACCGCAGGAAUUAUCAGAUACUCCAUGGGACAGAACCACGUCGUGAACCUGCGCGUCGGAUUCGACGCCAUGCUCAACCCAGUUGUCCAGUUUGGGGGCUCCCUCAUGACAGACGCUCGGCUCAGAGCUCGCGACCCCAAUGCCUUCGAGGUGCAGAUGGCAGACGACUGGAUGGACGAACGGAGGGACCGCGUUUUCAUCGGAGACAGGAACCACGGACUCAGCCGGAACGACGGAACAAUCCGGAUACUGGUCCUGGAGGAGGUCGUCAAGAGACAGCGGAUGUGGGUAGUCUAUAUCGCGGAGCCGGAAAAAGGAGCCUGGCACAAAGACUGCGUCUGCAACGGAUGCCUGCUUACGGUGUUUGGGACUCGAUAUCGAUGCAAGUUAUGUCCUAGAUUUGACUACUGUUCCGAUUGCUUCCAGAACGCGAAGCGUACGCAUCCGGGCCAUAAAUUCCAAGAGGACAAUCCUGUUUGGCAUGCUGGAGUGUACUGUGACUGGUGUAGUGAGGUGAGUCUCCUGCUUAUCUCCUUGUGCUUCGGCUGA